AUGGCGCCGCAGGCCGAGGGGCGCCGUGCGAUGGCGCUGGAAGAUGCCAAUGAUUCCAUAACGCCCAUGCUUGCCACGUUGCACGCAAGUUUAAUGCUCUUGCAGACGCCACACCCCGAAGAUGGCAAGCGUGUUGGAAGCACCAUGGCGCGUGGAAUGGAUGAAAUGCGCGCGUGGGUUCGCGAUGCCAAACAGCGCUUCGCGGUAGCCAGCGAUGCCAAGAGGCUCGUAUUUUGUAGUGAUGGCGUAUGGGAGAUUGCGUGCGCGCGCCUGUAUGCAGCGAUGGAUGUGUCGCACACGUCGACCGUCAAUCGCGCACGCGCGAUUUUGGAGGAGCUACUGCACGUAUGGGAAUGCGCGCGCGGCAAUACAUCGCCGCCUUCCUUCCCAGCGCUAUGUAUGCAAACGGCUGCGGCGCAUCGUGGCUCACAGGCAAGUCUCGCGACGAUGGAUGCGCUUGUACGCACAUCUGGGCUCGCGAUUCUCACGCCUGUGUAUGGCGACGUGCCGGUGCGUGCCCUACUCGGUGAGAUUAUCGAGGCGAUGCAGGCUGGGUUGGGAAAUAUAAGCCGGCGAUCCAAGCUGGCCAUGGCCCUGCUUGGCGCAUGCACUGCUCUUGACACCGACGUAUGGCUCGCUACAUUGGCCGAAGCGCUCGCGUCGCCAGUGCCGCGCACGACGGAAAAUGUUGUGGCACACUUGCUGCACCCAGUUCUGGACGUGAUGCCCGACGCACUCACCCCGCUGCUCACACUGCUCGGUGCCGGUACAUCUACUUCGCACGUACGCGCGCUGCUCGCCGUCUUACGCGCUGCAAAAAUGCGCGAUUUGUGCACGCUUGUGGACGACGAUGCAUACAGCCCCGCGGUAGUGCCUGUGCGCGUACCUUGCUCUGUCGUGCGCACAUGCAUUGCAUGCUCUGAGCCGCGCAUACAGAUUGCCGCGCUUGCGCUGGUGGUUGAUGCCAAGACACCUGCUGCCUUGUUCUGCGACGCAGAGCUGCAAGUGCUGGGGCAUUUUUUUGAAGAAAGCCUCGUGCUUCCGAGUGCAGUGGCACGGCAGGAUAGCAUUGCUUUGUUUGUCAAGCUGUUGGUGCGCAUACGUGUUGGAAUGCACAUGGUCUCGAAACACGACGGCGGUGAGCAUGCAAGUAUGCAGCACCUCUUCACCACGCUCUUUCACAGCGUCGUGCAAGCGACGCAUCCUCAUGCACCGUAUCCAUGCGCCAUGCUUGGUGUUUCGCUGCUUGCCCUGCUCAUGGAGGCACUGUUGCCUUUGGGCGCGGUUGGCAAUGCGUACGCACGUAGCAGCUUGCAGGACGCGGUACGUGCGCUGGAAAAAGCAAAAAAGACAUUUCCCAGUGGCGCUGCUGUGAGCAGCAUUGUCCCGUCACACGCAUUGGUACGCAGACUGCUUGACCUCGCGACGAAAAGUACGUACGACAAUAUCCAGGAUACCGCCGCAUUGCUGCUGCUUCGACUUCGUCCCCUGCCAGCCACAGGGCUGCAAAGCGCGGCGUUUGUCGAAAAGCAUAUUCUACAACCCUCCGUUGCAUCGAUGCCCGCGGCCAAAGACGCAGAGGCGCACGCAUCCGUGCAACUCUUGCGGCUUUAUCACGCCUUGGGUACUAACGCACCGAUCCAAGAUGCUGCGCUGCGCACGCUUCGCGCUGCGAUCGUAUCACUCAAAGUGGACGCUGCGCCAUUUUCCUGCAAUUGGACGCGAGCGCUGGUGCAGGCACAUGCGGCGCUCCUGCAGGGACGCCUGCAGUUUGCGCGGCGCAACGGUCUGGAUCGUGCUUCGGCGUGCGAGUCGCUGCACGGCACAUUGGCUGCUUUGCACACCUUGGUGUCGCUGUGCAGCCCCGAAGAGGCUGCGCCGUUCUGCGAAGAGGUGCAGGAUCUGGUCGGCCAGGUAUGGGCGCUGACGAAACCAAUCCUCAGCGCGGCAGCACCCGAAGGAGCCCAAGGCGACCUACUGGCCUGCGACUCGGGCCUUGAGCCUGCACCCGAGCUGUCGCAGGCGAUGCAAUAUGCGCCUACAAACACGCUUCCUGAAUCCUCCACGCCAGCGUACCAGCGCAUACUGUCGUACGCAUGGCGUGCGAUGAAAGAAUCCUCUGCACUUUACGCUGCCACACUCGCCAAAAGCGCGGAGGGCGCAUACGCAACACCUGCCGCGCUACACCAUGCCAACGAAAUGUUUCUCGAAUGGCUCUUGCACAUUCGCCAUCGCGGCGCAUUCAGUACCAUAUACCCGCGCUACGAAGAGACCGCCUCGGCACUCUUGCACACCAAAGAGUACGCUACAUUUCCUGCUGCAUGGCUUGCACAGCUCCUCACACGACUCGAUGCACAUGUCGACGCAUUCAGCACGACGCGGCGAAGCGCCGGCAUUGGAUUUGCCGUGCUUGCGCUGCUGUGCACCGAUCGAACAUCGCUGGAGCCCACAAUGCACACGUUGCUGCACAUGACGACCUCUGCAGAGCCCGUACGAAAAGUGCAUGGCCUAAAUAUUGUGCGUGUGCUAAUCAUGGACAGUACCUUGGCCAAAUCGAUGCGCCCUCAUUUGGGCUCUGCCUUGGCGCGCGCCGUGCACUGUUUUAGCUCGCAGGACUGGCGCGUACGGAAUGCAUCGAUGAUGCUCUUUGCUGCCAUCAGUACGCGCUACUUUGGCAUCAAGGCGUAUGGCGACGCUGGCAAUGCGCACUAUUUGAAUCCGCUGCUCAGCGACGACUUGCGCGACGCAAUGAGCUCUGUGCUUUCCAGCGCCUCUUGCCACGUCGCAGCGAAUGACCUGGCGCAGGUAGGCCAUGGCUCAGCGCUUUAUGCAGUGCUCCUCCUCUUGUCAAAGUUGGAGCCGCGCGUCUCGCAUCCGUUUCCGGUGGCAGACACGCUACUUGCACUGGAACGGUGCGCCCACAGCGCCAACUGGAAAUUGCGCGAGCAGGCCGCGGCGUCGUUUGCCAUGGUACUUGAUCCUGCGCAGCGCGAUGCCACCGUCGCACGACUGCUUGCGCAGUGCAGCACUGGGAACCAAAAUGCACUGCAUGGAACACUGCUGCUGCUAAAGGCCAUCAAAGCGCAUGGAAUUGAAGCGCACGUCGAUCGUUUGCUCGCACCGAAUGCGUGCCCUGCCACCUUGGCUGCGUUCCUCGCACUCGCUCCACUGUCCAGUGUCGUCCCUUGGCUACGUGCAUUGUUCGAUGCACUGCUGGCCAACGGCAACGCAACAGCGGCGCUCAAGAGCUUGCUCCAAGACCCAUUUGUCGUCUGGCUUUAUCCCAUAGCACUCCACAAAGCCAUGGACGCGGGGGUUGCUUUGCCGUUGCAUGCAUUGCUGCAUGUGCAUGACGACCUUUGCGCAGCACUCCUCCAUGUUCUGCACGAGCGCGAAACGAGGCCGUGGAGUGUGGCGGAGAUGUACACUGCGGCACUCGGUUUUGCCGUCGCGCCCCGCUCGCUGGACGUGCGCAUUCGUGCGGCGCAGUUUGCACAUGCGCUAGACUACCAUGGUACGAUGCAGAAAGAGCAGGCACAGCGCCUGUUGGUGGAGAUCCUCGCUACCGAGAGCAGCGCAUUGUACGAAGCGCUGCUUCCGCUCUUGGGGCAUGCCGCACGCGAUGCUGCGCCAGACGUUUUUCGUACAUGCGCAUGGAUUUGGGCGCGCGCCGCUGAGGACGGAUGCUCGCUGCAGUCGCGCCUCGGCACGGCAUCUUCUUUGGAUUGCGUACGCACGCGCAUCUUUGCCUCGGAUGGAGAUGCACAUGCCACCUUUACCGCACGCCGCGUCUUACUGAAGCUUUUGAACGACGACGAUGCAGACGUGCGUGCAAUGGCAUGUGCGACGAUCAGUGCCCAGGUGGGCGUUCCUCGCUCAGUAUAUCCCGCCGUAGAAGCGCUGCGCUUGGGCAAUGUUGCAUGCACCGAAUUCAUGUGGGAUGCACUGGAUUCUGUCGCGCACAGCGCAUGGUCUACGCUUGUGUGGGAGAUACUGACUUCGGAGAUGCAUCCCGAGCAGACGCAGCGUGCCACAAACACUCUCUUUCCUUCCGAAGAAGAGAACCAGUUCUAUGAUCGCGUACCGGAUAUUUUGCGCGCAUACCGCUGGCUGGCAUCGCGCCGCAUCGCGCCGCCGCAGCACGUUGACCUGCGUGCGCUAGCAAAUUCGCUGCUCGUAGAGAUCGAGGCACGGGCUGAGCGCCUAUGCGACCUUGCAUUUAUUCCAUCGCUGGAGCAGGUGCUGGUCGUGCAGCUUGCGACUGUGCUUGGCGUGCUUCCGGCACAGCCAAUUAUUCGCACGGCGCUGCACAAUUUGCUUGUCCAUGUCUCACAGGAACAGCGCACAGCGCUUCGAAUUGCGCUCAUUUCCGAUUUCUUCUUUCCCAAUGUCGGCGGCGUGGAAGGACAUAUGUACACGGUUGCACAGCAUCUCUUGCAGCGUGGACACAAGGUGAUUGUCAUUACGCAUGCAUAUGCACCGCACCGCAGGGGCGUACGCUACCUUUCGGGAGGGUUGAAGGUGUAUUAUAUCCCUCUGCCCAUCAUUGAAAGACAGGAUGUGUUUCCUUCUUUGUUUAACCACAUGCCGAUUAUGCGCGCCAUUCUCCUCCGCGAAGAUAUCCAGCUUGUGCAUGGGCACCAGACAGUCUCGAGCUUGGCUCUCGAGUCUGUAUUCCACGCCAAGGCAAUGGGGCUCAAGACGGUCUUUACGGACCACUCUUUGUAUGGGUUCGCCGAGGUGUCGAGCAUCUUGACCAACAAGCUACUGCGCUUUGUCUUUACAGACAUUGAUCAUGUGGUGUGCGUAAGCCAUACAGGCAGGGAGAAUACAGUGCUGCGCUCGUCGCUGCCGCCGGAAAAGGUGUCGACAAUUCCCAAUGCCAUCGAUGCGCGGCGAUUCGUGCCGGAUCCCAGCUUGGCGAGCAACGACAGGAUAUGCAUUGUGGUGCUUAGCAGGCUCGUGUACCGCAAGGGGAUCGAUUUGCUCUUGUUCGCCAUUCCGCGGCUCUGUGCCAUGCACCCGGAUGUAGACUUUCUCAUUGGGGGGGAUGGGCCCAAAUAUGUCGAGCUCGAGCAGAUGCGUGAAAAGUACAUGCUUCAGGAUAGGGUUGUCCUGGUAGGUGCCGUGCCGCAGCGCGAAGUGCAGCGGCACCUGUGCCGCGGCCAUAUAUUUCUAAAUACGUCGCUCACCGAGGCAUUUGGCACGUCCAUUAUUGAGGCGACGUGUGUAGGACUCUAUGUCGUGACAACUAGAGUCGGUGGAAUUCCCGAGUUGCUGCCGCCUGCGAUGCUGCGUCUUGCUGACCCAACCGUCGAUGCAAUUGUGCGCGAGACUGUGCAUGCCAUCGCGCAUGUGCGCAACAAAAGACACGAUCCCGCCGCACAGCACCAGGCUGUCUCGCGCAUGUACUCGUGGUCGGAAACGGUGCGUCGCUUGGAGAUUGCGUACGGGAUUGCGAUGGCUGCGCCGCCACGUACGGCCACAGAGCGCUUCCAAGCGCAUGUGCAAGUGGGCGGGCCAAUUGCAGGCAAGAUUCUUGUGCUCGUCAUCGCUGCACAAAUGGUGCUGCUUGCAAUCUUGGAAUGGUGCAAGCCUGCAGCGCGUAUUCACAAGGUGUCGAGUGUGCAUGGAAAAGGGCUGGAGGCGAGAUAG
This is a messenger RNA of Malassezia vespertilionis, 5655 nucleotides long. RefSeq names its product phosphatidylinositol N-acetylglucosaminyltransferase (gene SPT14). The transcript has 3 exons. Gene Ontology annotation, cellular component: glycosylphosphatidylinositol-N-acetylglucosaminyltransferase (GPI-GnT) complex. Gene Ontology annotation, biological process: GPI anchor biosynthetic process. NCBI's taxonomy places the organism in Eukaryota, Fungi, Basidiomycota, Malasseziomycetes, Malasseziales, Malasseziaceae. The record is from RefSeq and is a predicted model, not a curated record. Gene Ontology annotation, molecular function: phosphatidylinositol N-acetylglucosaminyltransferase activity. Bases 1 to 5655 code for a protein of 1884 amino acids.